CGGACCCCACACCGCCUCGUCUCGUGAACCGGCGCUACUACUUCUCCUGUGCUUUGACCACGACCUCUCAUUUGGCCACUUCCAUUUCCAUUCCCCCCACCACCGCGCAGCGGCGCAGGCAGCGAUGGUGACCAACGCUCGCCGCCGCCGCCGCCUCAGGUGAGCACGACGCCCCGCGCGCGUCCCCGCACCCUGGAAGGAAGAGCAGCAGAAGACGACUCCGACGCCCACGCCCGCCAUGGAUCCGGCGUCCGAGGAGCUCGAGCAGCGCAGCCGCUACCUCAGCUCGCUCAUCCGCCGCACCAAGCUCCACGCCGCGCCGGCGCUCGCCCCGCCCCCGCCCACGCCUCCCCCGGAGCCCGAGACGAAGCUGCAGCUGGAGAUGGAGCCGCAGCCGGAGCGAGUCGAGGAGGCCGCCAAGAAGCCGGCGGCGGUGGCCGCCGUGGUGGAGAAGAGGGAGGUCAAGGGAGGGGGUGGCGGUGGCGGCCAAGCUGGGAAGGGGAAGGGGAAGGAGAAGGAGAUGGAGAAGGGGAAGGAGGAGAGGAAGGUGUCGGUCCGGGUGCGCGCGGCCGACAUGCCGCUGGCGAUGCAGCGGCGCGCGGUCCGCCUCGCCUUCGACGCCGUCGCCGCCAUGCCGCGGCUCGACAGCAAGCGCCUCGCCCUCGCCCUCAAGAAGGAAUUCGACGCAACAUAUGGUCCUGCUUGGCACUGCAUUGUUGGUACAGGCUUUGGUUCCUAUGUCACCCACUCUGUGGGAGGCUUCUUGUACUUCUCCGUCGACAAGGUCUACGUUCUUCUCUUCAGAACCGCUGUCGAGCCAUUAGGCCAUCCACAAUGAGAUCAAAAAUCGAUUCAUUACAAGGUAAAAAAUUGCUGUGUAUUAUAUGUAUCUGACGUCCAAGAGCCGUAGAAUGUUAAGGUGAGUAGAACAAUCGUGGCUCUCCAUGGAAAUUAAUCUGCAGCCGAUGUAAACAUUUGGCAUCCAAUCCAUGAACUCUGGAAGCUUUUAGUUGAGUCACUUCUCCAGCAUGAAGAAAACUAGCUUUUGCUUCCGACCGUGCCUUGUAUGUUGUAUCUGGUUCUUAUUGAUCAGAGCUAGAAAACCUGAGCUGCGAGUUGUGGUACCUGAAAAAUCAGGGAAAUAUAGCGAGUCUGAUGAUGCUUCCCAUUUGGACUUCUUGGCUGAAA
Molecule: messenger RNA, 1188 nt
Organism: Oryza sativa Japonica Group (Japanese rice)
Lineage: Eukaryota; Viridiplantae; Streptophyta; Magnoliopsida; Poales; Poaceae
Biological process (GO): microtubule-based process
Cellular component (GO): cytoplasmic dynein complex
Molecular function (GO): dynein intermediate chain binding
Source: RefSeq, a predicted model, not a curated record